AUGGAUCACCACCUCACGCCGACGCCGCCGUCGCCGAUGGAGAACUCGGCGGCGGGGCCGUCCUCGAAGCCGCCGACGCCGGCGUCCACGCCCAACUCGCGCCUCGCCUCGGCGCCGUCCUCCCGCCACUCCGCCACGCCGACGCACGCGUCCGCGCCGGCGUCCGCCCCGACGCCGGCCUCCCGCACCGUCUACAGCGACCGCUUCAUCCCCAGCCGCACCGGAUCCAACCUCGCGCUCUUCGACCUCGCCCCCUCGCCCUCCGCCGCAUCCUCCCACGAAGGCGGCCCCGGGGCCUCGUCCGGAUCUGCGCCCGCCGCGUCGCCCUACUGCACGCUCCUCCGCGCCGCGCUCUUCGGUCCCGACACGCCCGACCGGGUUGCGUCCUCGGCCACCGCGUGCUCGUCGUCCUCCUCCCCGGGGCCCUCGCCUGUGGGCAACCCCGCCACCGGGAACAUCUUCAGAUUCAAGACGGAGGUGCGCCGGAGCGCCAAGAGGGCUCUUUUUUUGGGAGAGGAAGAGGAGGACGCGCUGUUCCCCGGCAUUUUCACCACGAGGGGCGCAGGACCAAGGAAGGUCCCAAGGUCGCCCUACAAGGUGCUGGAUGCGCCCGCUUUGCAGGACGACUUCUACCUCAACCUCGUCGAUUGGUCUUCACAUAAUGUCCUCGCUGUUGGGUUGGGCAAUUGCGUUUACUUGUGGAAUGCAUGCAGCAGCAAGGUCACCAAGCUUUGUGAUUUGGGGGUGGAUGACAAUGUUUGUUCUGUGGGGUGGGCGCAGCGUGGCACUCACCUAGCUGUAGGCACAAAUCAAGGAAAAGUUCAGAUCUGGGAUGCAACUCGUUGUAAAAGAAUAAGAACAAUGGAAAGCCAUCGCAUGCGUGUAGGUGCUCUUGCAUGGAGUUCUUCAUUGCUUUCUUCUGGAAGCCGUGACAAGAGCAUCCUCCACCAUGAUAUCCGUGCUCAAGAAGAUUAUGUUAGCAAGCUUACCGGGCAUAAAUCUGAGGUUUGUGGACUCAAGUGGUCUUACGACAAUCGUCAGCUUGCAUCAGGUGGCAAUGAUAACAGACUUUUUGUUUGGAAUCCACAUUCAGUACAACCAGUACUGAAGUAUACGGAGCACACAGCAGCUGUCAAAGCUAUUGCCUGGUCACCUCAUCUCCAUGGCCUGCUUGCAUCUGGUGGAGGAACCGCAGAUAGAUGCAUACGAUUUUGGAAUACGACCACAAAUACACACUUGAGCUGUGUGGACACUGGAAGCCAGGUCUGCAAUCUUGUGUGGUCAAAGAAUGUAAAUGAGCUUGUUAGCACCCACGGGUACUCUCAAAACCAAAUAAUUGUUUGGAGAUAUCCAACAAUGUCGAAGCUUGCCACUUUGACAGGGCAUACAUACAGAGUAUUGUAUUUAGCUAUUUCCCCUGAUGGCCAGACCAUAGUUACUGGUGCUGGUGACGAAACACUCCGGUUUUGGAACGUGUUCCCCUCUCCAAAGUCCCAGAGUUCUGAUAGUUUAAGUUGCAUCGGGGGAACAUCAUUUGUUAGAAGCUACAUCCGGUGA
Molecule: messenger RNA, 1557 nt
Organism: Miscanthus lutarioriparius
Lineage: Eukaryota; Viridiplantae; Streptophyta; Magnoliopsida; Poales; Poaceae
Source: the annotation of a GenBank genome assembly